AUGAAGAGUUUAGACUUCCGAAUCCGGAAGCUACACGUCAACACCGACGCCGACAAGCGUCUACAGAAGCGACAACCUUCUCGGAUCUAUGUCAACGAGGAGGCUCUGAUCGAAUUAACGGGCUCAAAAGACGGUGGCAAGGCUGUCUGUAUCGAAAGGAUCCAUGAGCUAAAUGCUGUGAGGCGUGAGGCCACUCUGUGGAAGGCCCCCGAAAAGCUGGAUAAAGCCGUCACACAAAUGUACGACGAUUUUCGGACUGCCUGCGGCUUCAACCUUGGCGAGCAAGUGCGCAUCACUGCGCUUGGCGGAGCUCUCCCAGACGCCGAUGAGGUCAUCGUCGAGCAAAAGCCGAGCGAAGAUGGUUCGCUACCAGACCCCAUUUUCCCCGAAGAUCUCCCAGGCUGGAUUGUUCUUAUCGCAGGGCGUCUCUCACAAAUCGAACAUGUACACACCGGCUGGACCAUCAAGGACCUCUACGUCCGGGGCCCAAAACGUUCUUUCAUUGUCACCUCGGUCAAUGGGAGGCCUACUGGUAACGCACGAUAUAUCGACAGGAAAACCCGGCUGGUUGUUGGGACAGCGGCGCGCACGAACGAGACUGGCGAGGGACCAGUCAAACCUUUGGAGAGGAAACUCGAAUUAAGGGGUAUCCAAGGUCUGGACGCACCCCUCAAGAAGCUCAACGACCUGCUGCGAGCCUUCACCUUUGGAGGCAUCAAGAAGAGCUUCACGUUCCCAGGCAUCGUCAUCCAUGGUGGCCACGGCACUGGGAAGACAAUGCUCCUCAACAGUCUAGCCCACACAGGCUGGGGAACAGUUUUCCGUAUCAAGUUCAAGGACAAACUCGGCGAGAUUCAGGAGACUUUUCAGACAGCAAAGCUUCAGCAACCAAGUAUCAUCCUGAUCGACCAGCUCGAGAGGCUGAUUGACAAGGACCGCAGCAACCGAGAUGCCGUCAUUCUCGCCCUCUGUGAUUUGUUGGACGGCCUGGCGGCAGAAAAAUCGACGAAGGGAGAGGCCCCCCAGGUGCUCGUGGUGGCCACCUGCUUGGAUUAUACGUCCGACAUACCCGAAGACCUCAAAGACCCCGGUCGGUUCACUUCUGAGAUUUACCUUCCCAUGCCAGACGUAGAGGGUCGCCGUGAGAUUCUCUCAUCGUUGGAUCUCUGUGUUCCACCAGACCAAGAGGACGAGCUUCUCAACCAACUGAGUGCAAGCACUCACGCCUACAAUGGCAAGGACUUGAGGCGGCUGGCAGACGAAGCCUGCUUGAUCGGUACAACCCGUCAUCUAUCGACACUUACGGUUUCUGCGCCCACCCCUGACCAAUCUCGCCUUCUUUCUCCUCCACCCGAAACCGAAGAGGACGAAUCUGCUCCCGCUUCGGCGCCCGCCACCCUCAUUCCCGCCGACUAUCACAAUGCGCUCCGGCUUGUCCGCCCGUCCCUGAUGCACGAUAUCAACCUCAAGCCGCCCCCGAUCCACUGGGACGACAUCGCCGGCCAAUCUCUCGUCAAACAGUCCCUCCGUCGCGCCGUCCGUUUGUCCUUGGAACCCCCCGAGGUCCUCGCGCAAUUCUUCGACCGUCCCCCGAAGGGCUUCCUGCUGUAUGGACCUCCAGGUUGUUCCAAGACCAUGGCGGCUCAGGCCAUGGCUACCGAAUCCGGCCUCAACUUCUUCGCUGUCAAGGGUGCCGAGCUGCUGAACAUGUACGUUGGUGAAUCUGAGCGAGCCGUCCGCCGGUUGUUCCAGCGUGCCCGCGAGGUUGCCCCCAGCAUGAUCUUCUUUGAUGAAAUCGACAGCAUCGCCGGCCAGCGCUCUGGUUUCUCGUCUUCGUCUUCCAAAUCAAACGGUUCCAGCGGCGGUGUCAACGUUCUGACGACGUUAUUAAACGAGAUGGACGGUUUUGAAGCCCUCCACGGCGUCGUCGUCCUGGCAGCGACCAACCGUCCCCAUGCUCUUGACCCGGCAUUGCUUCGCCCAGGUCGAUUCGAUGAACUGAUUUACGUCUCACCGCCAGACCAGGAGGCACGCCGUGCCAUCUUUACCAAGGUCGGUGCCAAGAGGAAGAUGAACGACGACGUAGAUAUCGACAAGUUGGUUGAGGAUACGGAGGGCUAUUCCGGUGCAGAGAUCAAGGGCAUCUGCGCGGCAGCAGGAGUGGCGGCUUACGAUCGGUUCAUCAAGGAGGGAGGUACGGACGUGGGAAUACGGAUGGGUGAUCUGGAGCAUGCUAUUAAGAACCAAAAGAAGCAGAUCACACGGGAGAUGAUCAAGGGGUUUGAAGACUGGGAGAGGCAGUUUGGGAAGGUUUGA
Messenger RNA from Podospora anserina S mat+, 2316 nucleotides. RefSeq lists its product as uncharacterized. Bases 1 to 2316 code for a protein of 771 amino acids. NCBI's taxonomy places the organism in Eukaryota, Fungi, Ascomycota, Sordariomycetes, Sordariales, Podosporaceae. The transcript has a single exon. Gene Ontology annotation, molecular function: ATP hydrolysis activity; ATP binding. The record is from RefSeq and is a predicted model, not a curated record. Gene Ontology annotation, cellular component: cytoplasm.